Messenger RNA from Trichosurus vulpecula (common brushtail), 410 nucleotides. Its product is annotated as 40S ribosomal protein S24-like. Gene Ontology annotation, molecular function: structural constituent of ribosome. NCBI's taxonomy places the organism in Eukaryota, Metazoa, Chordata, Mammalia, Diprotodontia, Phalangeridae. The record is from RefSeq and is a predicted model, not a curated record. Gene Ontology annotation, cellular component: ribosome. The coding region runs from base 12 to 410 and encodes 132 amino acids. Gene Ontology annotation, biological process: translation. The transcript has a single exon.
CGGCCGCCACCAUGAAUGACACUGUAACCAUCAGAACCAGGAAGUUCAUGACAAACAGACCUCUUCAGCGUAAACAGAUGGUUAUAGAUGUCCUUCAUCCUGGAAAGGCCACAGUGCCCAAGACUGAAAUUCAAGAAAAACUGGCCAAGAUGUACAAAACCACUCCAGACGUCAUUUUUGUCUUUGGAUUCAGAACCCAUUUUGAUGGUGGCAAAACAACAGGCUUUGGCAUGAUUUAUGAUUCCCUUAACUAUGCAAAGAAAAAUGAACCAAAGCACAGACUUGCAAGGCAUGGCCUGUAUGAAAAGAAAAAGACAUCAAGAAAGCAGCAAAAGGAACGCAAGAACAGCAUGAAGAAAGUCAGGGGUACUGCAAAGGCAAAUGUCGGUGCUGGCAAAAAGAAGGAUUAA